AUGUCGGCAUUUGAGAUCAAGCUCCGAGCUCCAAGUGGUGACUUUAGGUUCAGGGCUUUUGAAGCUAUUCAGAAAUUUGGAGCUGCACGACCACCUGCAAUUGUGCUGCUUCUCUUCGUAUUCUUGCCUUUGGAGCUGUACCUGCCUUGCGUCUUGCGCCCUGCAGCACAGUACCUUCAACAGCAACGCAGAGAGGCCAUGCGCCAUAAUACUAUCUUGCACCAGAUGGGACAACACAGAUACAAAUCGGCCGGCAGACCUUUCUGGAAAGCUUCAAGGCUGCUCUUCAAAGAGUAUCCAUAUUCUGUGUCCGCUGCUGUAUUUUUUAUUCUCAUGGGCGCCGGAUCUCUCCUGUACACAAACUAUUACUACCAUAGCUACAUCAUCGGGGCCUUCCUGAAAUACCCGGAGCCGGUGGCCAAACAACUCCGCAAAGCCCUUUACUACACCAACAUGUCACUCGAGCCCAGAAACGCCAUGAAGUACUACCGUGAAGCCCUGCGCGUCGCAGAUGAGAUGAACGUCGACUCCUUCUCGGACGAGAUCAUGGGCAUCAAGUUCCAUAUAGUCGCCUUGCUGGAGCGGGUGCAGCACUAUCAGAAGGCCAUCGACGUGCUGGAGAUCGUCAAGGCGGACAAUCUGAAGUGGAUUGAGAUUUUGGGAAACAAAGAGGGGAAUCAGGGAAAGCGGAAUCGGAUCCUGGGAAAGACGGUGAGUAUUAGCGUUAAGCUGGGGGAGCUGUACGCGAAUCAGUAUGUGCUGGAGAGGGAGAAGGCGGAGGAGCAGCUGGUGUGGGCCGUGGAGACCCUGUUGAAGGAGCAGCAGAGGAGGGAAAGGGAAGGAGUUAAGGAGGGGGAGGGGGAAUGGUUGAGUGCGGAGGAGAUUGGGGGCACCUUUGAAUCGCUGGGUCAUCACUAUGAGGAGAUGAACCAUCAUUACCUCGCUGCGCCGCUAUUCUUGCAAGCGCUGAUGCGGAGUCCGCCGAGGAGCUGCCAUACCGCUGUGUUGAUGAACAACCUCUCCAUAUCCCUCGCCCAACAACUACCUCCCUCUACACCCGAUUCGAUACCAAUAACCCGAACGCAACUAAUAAGCAACGCCCGAGCCUGGGCUGAAAAGGCCAUAGCCCUAACCUCUAAAAUCACACCUCCAGAACGCACCGAAGAAUGCGAUGUCGGCUGUGCGGUCGCAACACACAACCUAGGAGAAUUCGCCGAGAUGGAUGGGAAUGUGGAGGAGGCGAGGAGGAGGUUCGAGGAGGCGAAGGUGUUGGCUCGGGCUGUGGGGUUUCGGGAGGGGGUGGCGAAUGCUGAGAAGGGUUUGAAGAGGAUAAAGAAGAAGGCGUGA
Molecule: messenger RNA, 1347 nt
Organism: Drepanopeziza brunnea f. sp. 'multigermtubi' MB_m1
Lineage: Eukaryota; Fungi; Ascomycota; Leotiomycetes; Helotiales; Drepanopezizaceae
Source: RefSeq, a predicted model, not a curated record